AUGAAACUUGCGCAAUACAGGAAACCAUUCGCAUCGUAUGUGGAAAGAUAAGACGUCAUAAUUUUGUGCACAUGGUACCAGCCACAACGUGAAAAGAAAAUAACGGUGUUCACUUCCGAGGGACACCAAACUCGCAAAAGAAAAGUAAUAAGUGAUAGCGGCAACUUUAUAAGCUUCCAGCACUUUGCAAGAGAUCCACACCACGUUAAUUGAUAUGACUCGCAAGAAACCCUUCGCUUUUAGACGGUUGCGUAAGCCCGGAUUCCGCGUUAUGUAACACGAGAAACUUCGAAAGCUGCCCGUGCUGGUUCCCUGCAUCUCUCCCCAUCCAGUGCGGGUACGUAUACUUUUGCUUUCGUUGGAGUAAUGCUUGAAAGAAGAAAAAAAGUACGAAUUGUGGGCAGCCAGCGGCAGCCCUCGUGUAUGGGCACACUCUCACCCCUAAACUCUGUUUAAGCCGUGCAACAAGAACAAAACAUGAAAAAAGAAAACAAUGUCGUGGAGGUGGUGUGGGGGGAAAACACAAAUCGGCCGCCUCGUGACGCGAUUGGUGAAAGGGGGGAGCGGCAGCGCCCUCUCGCCCCAACCUCCAUUGGUGGGCGGGCUGAAGCAGACGAACAGCGCGCGCGCGCGUCUGCUACGGCGGCUCGCAGACGACGACGCGGUUUUCGGGUGCGCCAUCGACGUGCGGUCCGGGCACCGUUCCGCAAUUACUUUCGGCUAUGGAUGUGUCUGGUGAAUUCGGGGUCCGCGUCGCAAACCCGGCAGCAGCGGAAACUUGACGCAAACGCCCGCGAGAGGACGACGGUGUGAGGUGUGUGACCCCGGGACGGACACAACGGCAUGGGCGUGAGACCGGGCCCUCUGCUUGCGGUCUGGUUUGGGCUCGUCUGCUUCUCGUACCGGCCCGCGCACUGCAGUUGGUGGCUGCUGGGCAUGCCGAGCACGUACCAGAAUAUGCUGACGCUGAAGGCGUCGGCUCACUCGGAGAACUGCCACAAGCUCCGCUACCAGGUGAAGGAGAACCGGGACCUGUGCGUGCUCAGCCACCGGGCGCUGCAAACGGUGAGCCGCGGCGCCAAGCUGGGCAUCGACGAGUGCCAGUUCCAGUUCAGGGACAGCCGGUGGAACUGCACCACCUUCCACAACAUACCAUCCGUCUUCGGAGGAGUGCUCAACGUCAUGAGCCGCGAAAAGGCGUACGUGUACGGCGUGUCGGCUGCCGGCGUGGCGUACAGCAUCACGCGGGCCUGCAGCAAGGGCGAGCUGAACGAGUGCGGCUGCGACAGCGCCAUCCGGCAGCGCAAGCCGCGCGGCUCCUGGGAGUGGGGCGGCUGCUCGGACGACAUCGGCUUCGGCGCCCAGUUCAGCCGCAAGUUCGUGGACGCCGGCGAGGACCCGGCCACGGCGUCGGGACUCAUGAACCUGCACAACAACGAGGCCGGCCGGCGCACGCUGCGCCGCAGCAUGGAGACCGUGUGCAAGUGCCACGGCGUGUCCGGCUCGUGCUCGGUGCGCGUGUGCUGGCGCCGGCUGAAGCCGUUCCGCGCCGUGGGCGACGCGCUGUCGGUCAAGUUCGACGGCGCCACGCACGUGCACAUGACGCGCGCCGGAACCAGGGCGGGCGGCCGCAAGCGCCGGCCCCGGCUCCGGCCCGUGCUCAGGGACGUCAAGAAGCCCGGCAAGAAGGACCUCGUCUACCUCGAGGAGUCGCCCGACUACUGCACGCGCAACGAGACGCUAGCCGUGCUGGGCACCACCGGCCGCUCGUGCAACAACACCAGCUACGGAAUGGACGGCUGCCGGCUGCUGUGCUGCGGCCGCGGCUACCAGACGGUGGUGCGCGAGGUGGACGAGAAGUGCCACUGCAAGUUCGUCUGGUGCUGCAAGGUGCAGUGCCAGACGUGCAGGGUCACCAAAGAGGAACACUUCUGCAAGUGAAAACUGCGCGCGUCUCUUCCUCCUCAGCCUCUGCGGGGCGGCUCUAGUCCCUGGCACGCACCCGCCGCCACCGCCGCCAACCGCGCCGUAGACGAGCGAGGCAACAAAAGCCAGCCACACGGACGCGCGGGAACAGAAGAAGGGGGAGAGCGCCUUGUCGCAUGCGUCGCACUCGAUAAAGCCAGCGUACUACGCGGAAGCGCAUCCGCGAAAGAAGCGAACGGUUCCAAGUCGACUGCUGGAGCGACCAAUCUAGACUAUCUUCACGCGUUGGAAUGUGGCCUGGCCUGACGCUGAAGAUAUCAAGUGAUCCGCAGACGGGCGGGCAGCAGGAGUGAACGUAUGAUGGUUAGGCUAGGUUGUUAACGCUGUGUAGUUUGUCAGGCACUGGCACAGCAUGCGCGAUGUACUAUACAGGCGUACACACUUCCUGUCUGAAGCGUCCGAUCAGUUUGUUUUGAAGCAGGGAAAGCGACGAUUUAGUUUAAUUACUAGGCUUAGGCGGACACUGCGCGCUGUGGUAGUCGCAACAGCACGGAAGCUAUAUAGUUUUUAUCCCUGUAUCCCAAACUUAGCGUCGCUUGACCGCUCCAGACAUUAGUGUGGACGUAUGUACACGCAAAUUGUUCAUUCGUAGGUAACAGAAAGCAAGGGAACCAGCACGAAGUACGGCAAAGCGGCAAAAUUACGGCUUACGAGGCUACCAUGGCUUUGCCUCCUGGAUGUCCUCCGGUAUUACAGGGAACAGUCUUCGUCAAAAAGUAAAGAGCACCGCGCUUAAGAUCAGGGCUGUCAUUGGGCGAUGUUGUCGGUUCCCUGUGGUCAUCCUCCUGCGCUAUAGGGUGGGGUGAAUAGCUUUUUUUUUUUCUCCCUCCGAUAGAAUUACAUUGCACUGCAACAGAAGCCAAACCACACGGCCUAGUGGCGUAUAGCUGCAGUCACGCUUACCGUAGCGCCUGUACAGCGUUAACGGAGGCGUUAUCCAGAGGACAUCAUUCUUCCCUCUGUGGCUGGGAGCAGAGGAGGCUCGCUUCAAAUGCUGAGUGGUGUAGCUGUAAACGUUGUCUUUAGAACCGAGUCAACUCUGUAUGAAAGAGCGCAACUUAAAGGAGCACCGAAAGACAGCGUUUAGAUCAAUCUGAAGUCAUAUAUGGUUGCUAAUAAUGCCCAAGGUGUAUCUUUUACCGAGAACAGAGCAUUCGUAUAAUCGAGGGAGCUGCGUAAACGUCGGGCAAGAUCGGCACCACCGCUGUCAAAAUGCCGGACCACAUCGCGAUGGCAUUGUGCGUCCUUUCAAUGAUUGUGUUAGAACAUAUAAGAAAAUGCAGUUUGAACAAUUUUAUUUAUCUUCCCCACAGAAGAAAGUCUGCGUUGCGCCGACAUUCGAACGACGUACCUUUAUCGGCCUUCACUGACGAUCCACUGUGCUAAGUUGCGGGUUUCUUAUCGACUACGUCGUCAUUUAGCUGACAGAAAAUGCAGCGACACUCUCGGAAUGAUAGUCUAUCAGUGUUUAAGGGCAGACCAGAACGGUAUGUUACCUUUUCGUAACGCUAUGUUCACCCUUUCGUCGGGUAAAGAAAUCCAGCUUAUAGGCCGAUAAAGCGAAGGCUGAAACUUCCUUCAUUGAUGCAAGUUGGGCUUGUUGGUGACUUGUAACGGCAGCAAACGUAGCGCUCUGAAAACGAGGACAAAGAAGGAACUACAAACAGUUGAUCUAGUCCAGUGUGUCCAGCUCCUCGUUUGUACCUCACCGCAACGCAAUCUCUUCUUUGAAUUUCGCCAACAAACCAUAUCGCCUAUACGGCUUCAGCCUGAAGUCACAAAUAUCGCGGUACUUUCGCGUAUUUGAGUAAUUUUGGCGCAGAAACAGCCUCAAACAUUGCAAGGUUGUGUUUCCUUUCAUCUUUUGUGCAAUGUAUCCCUUAAGGAAUUCAGUCAGCUCUGUAAAUAAACAAACUCUAUAUCCUCGGCCAGACGUAGCCACAAGAUAUGACGUCACAGGAGCUGGCGCGAGAAUUACAAGGUGGCAUUACCACCUGUAUUUUGUUUUGUAUAGUUUUCGGAAAUGCGAAGUCUCUGUUCUCUGUAAAAGUUGUCUAUUCGGUACUCAAGAGGAACAAUUUAGCAAUUUACCUUUAUCCCCCUUUUAAUGUUCCACCUAAUACUCGUAAAAUUCCUUCCAAGCUCUCGCUCGCGGCUUCAGGCGCUCACACCGUCUAAGCGAAAAUCUGUUACGUCAGGCUGUUGCUCACUGUCUUUGGUAGGUUAGUUUGCUUUCUGCAGGAUACACCGCGACAACUCUGGCAAGGCGCGCGCGCGGGAAAGGUGUUGUUGCAAACGCUUAUGCACAAGUAAUCGUGUCCAGGCUAUCUUUUUAAAGUGUUUUCUUUGCAGAAGCCCAGCGAGAAAUCAUGCUUUAUGUACAUAAUUUCCUGCGAGAUCCGGACUAUGGCUUGUAGAAUUGACGGUGGCGCCAAUCGUGCCAUUCCCAAUGAGGAAGCUGAAGUGAACAGAUGUAGAAGAUGGAAAGACGCCACCCAGCUCCUGGCCAAUCGACCCUAGCGGUACGCGAGUCGUCACCUGCGAGAAAAGCAGCUUCGCCCAGUGUGCUGCCAAGAAGGAACCCUCCACACAAAUACACACCGAAGCGGUGAAGUCGCCGUGGGCGCCUUGGACACCGCCAUAGCCAUUUCUUCACUCCCUCUUUCAUCUCGCGUGUGUGACAGUGCAUCGUGCAUGGACGCGCGCAUAAAUAAUGCAUUAGUCAAGACGCGGCCUGUUGCGCGGUUGUUUUGUUGCACGAACCCGUCUCCCAGCAACUUUCACCUGGAGAUCGUUCGGCCAUUGACAGCUGCCAUGGCAAACAGUAUACUCGGUGUUGCAGGACAGGAACAAUGAGUUUAUUUUUUUUUCUUUUUUUUUUAUUCCAUUUUGCCUGGUGCAAGAAAAAUCUGUUCGGAGCAUUUUUAGCACUAGUGCGUCGCUUGCGUUAUGUAUACUGCCCUUGUUCAGUAAGCAUUUACUGACCUCGAUCUGUGAAUGUUCCCAAAGAACGUGUCGAAAAAGAAGUCAUGGGCUGUAUUAUGUGUGAGUUCUUUUCCUUCGAUUAUGUUCUUCUCUUAACAUCCGUAACAGCAAGUGGCCAAUACUAGUGAUAGCGAAGGCUUGGAGCCAUAAUAGCCAAUGAUGAAAUUAAAAAAUAAUGGAUAAUUAAUAGAAUUCUUACAUAAUGCGGCCCAGGACUCAUUCUACUGCGUUCUGCUACUGCAUUCUACCACUCAAGUGUAAAUGGUGUGCUACAAGGAAAAAUGAUAAAAGCAAAAAGUUGCGUACAAAUCGUCACAUGACGGCAACGAGAAUCGAUAAACCCACGUAUGACGAUUCAUAAGUGUAUCGGCUGUUUCAGCGAACACUUUCAAACUUUAAAAAAAAUUGUCUGAGGGAGAUAGCACAACUCUAGUCCAUGAGCUGGUCUACUCGAAGAGGCGGACAUUUCUUGCACAAAAAAUUGAAAUGCAUAAUCGAUGAAUUAACAAAAAUUCGCUAAUUAAGUUUUAACUAAUUACCUUAUGGUACAUAUUGCAAUUUAGAAAUUCUAGCCGUGGUGUUCGCAAGGCGGAUCCACUUGGAACAGAUUCUCAGGAUGGCACCAAUUUUGAUACAUUAAUUCCCGAACUUUGCGGAGAAAUGCAUUAGCGUUCCAAUUACUUUUGUGAUUCAAUGCAUAAAGUGAUGUUUUGUUAAGAAAGUAAGCGAAACGACAUUGCAUCUUUACCGCCAGUUUGGCAGCACAUAUCUCGUCAAUGGCGUCAUCCACACAAUUCUUUUCAAGUGGAUCCGCCUUGCGAACUCCCCGGCUAGAAUUUCUAAAUUGCAAUAUGUGUCAUAAGGUAAGUAGUUAAAAACUUAAUUAGUGAUUUUUUGUUAAUUAGUCGAUUCUGCAUUUCAAUUUUUUUUUGUUGCAAGUAAUGUAUGCCUCCUUGAGUAGAUCAGCUCAUGAGCUAGAAUUGUGCUAUCUAUCACAGGUUGUCACAAAAUUUGAAAGUGUUCGCUGAAACACCCUGUAUGUGUUCAAAACAGAGCAAUGGUUAACGUAGGUACACGUGCUAAAUAGUACAUUUCACCAGUGACGUCCUUUAGCAUAUGACUUGCAUUGAUGUCCACUGCAGCCACCGUUUGUUGUCAUCGCGCUACGACUCAAAACAAGCGUUAACCGCUAUAGAAAGAAAAGCUCCGUGCGUUUCCAGCGACCAGCAGGGCUGUCGAGACGAAACCAACUUUGGCCGACUUUCGCUGCCCAGAAUAUUUACUAAUGCUGAAAGUGUUCUCCUUGUAACUGUAGAUGCGAUAGGAGCUUUCAGUACAUCGUCAACAAAUCGUGCAUCUUUCAUUUCGUAACGAAAGAGCCAAAAAGUGUCCGGACGGCUUCUUGCCCGCCAUCUUUUUUAUCUUUAUGUACGUCCACUCCCCAUUGUUCCCAGUGACAUCGUUUUAAUUUAAGAGACUCGAGGUAACAGCAAACUCUCAUAAAUGGCGUCGACACCAUCCCUCCAACUGCACAUUUUACAUUUUUCGACCUAAUCAAACGAAUCACUCCACUUAUUUCUAGUGACUGUAGAGGGAAGACCAAUAAAAUCGCAGAUCAUAAACUAUUCA
This is a messenger RNA of Dermacentor andersoni, 6600 nucleotides long. RefSeq names its product protein Wnt-4-like. Gene Ontology annotation, molecular function: frizzled binding; cytokine activity. Gene Ontology annotation, biological process: canonical Wnt signaling pathway; cell fate commitment; multicellular organism development. The record is from RefSeq and is a predicted model, not a curated record. Gene Ontology annotation, cellular component: extracellular region. NCBI's taxonomy places the organism in Eukaryota, Metazoa, Arthropoda, Arachnida, Ixodida, Ixodidae.